This is a messenger RNA of Naegleria fowleri, 1752 nucleotides long. RefSeq lists its product as uncharacterized. The record is from RefSeq and is a predicted model, not a curated record. Gene Ontology annotation, molecular function: protein serine/threonine kinase activity; ATP binding; tau-protein kinase activity. Gene Ontology annotation, biological process: protein phosphorylation; intracellular signal transduction; microtubule cytoskeleton organization. NCBI's taxonomy places the organism in Eukaryota, Heterolobosea, Eutetramitea, Acrasida, Naegleriidae. The transcript is spliced from 5 exons. Gene Ontology annotation, cellular component: cytoplasm. Bases 1 to 1752 code for a protein of 583 amino acids.
AUGAGUUACCCAAACAAUGAUGAUUUCCUUGCUGAUUCGAUUCAUGAUGAAGAGACCAACAGUGGAACACAAGAAAAGAUUGGACCUUUUAUUUUGAAGAAAACUCUCGGAGAAGGAUCAACAGGAAAAGUCAAGUUGGCUAUCCACAAGGAUACAGGUGAUAAAGUUGCGAUCAAAAUUAUCAACAAGAAAAUUCUAACGCACAAACCUCAUUUGAAGAAGAAGGUGGAAAGAGAAAUAGCUGUCAUGAAAAUGAUUCGUCAUAAACAUAUCAUCAGACUGUAUGAUGUGUUACAAACAAAAAAGUAUUUAUUCUUGAUUAUGGAAUAUGUAGAGGGCGGAGAAUUGUUCGAUUACAUUGUAGAGAGAGGAAGACUUACUAUUGAAGAGGCCUUCCAUUUCUUUAAACAGAUUAUUCUUGGAGUUGAAUAUUGUCAUAAACAAUUGAUCUGUCACAGAGACUUGAAACCCGAGAACUUGUUACUAGACAGAUAUAAGAAUAUCAAGAUCGCCGAUUUUGGUAUGGCUUCGCUCAUGGAGGAAGGAAAAUUGUUAGAGACCUCUUGUGGUUCUCCUCAUUAUGCGUCUCCUGAAAUAGUCAGAGGAUUAAAAUAUAACGGAAUGGAAGCUGAUAUUUGGAGUAUGGGUGUUAUCCUCUAUGCUCUUCUCACAGGAAGAUUACCUUUUGAUGAUGAGACUUUGCAUGUCCUUUUAGCUAAAGUUAAGGAAGGAAAAUAUGAAAUUCCUCAAUUUUUAGAUGAGGAUGUUCGUGACUUAAUUUCUAAAAUGUUGAAAUUAAAUCCUUCCGAGAGAAUCACCAUCAAAGGAAUUAAAAACCAUCCUUGGUGGAGAAAAAUGGAAAAGAAGAUGAGUCUUGUAGAACAAACUCUUCAUCACACUUCAUCAAGCGAAGAAAUCUCUCAACAAGAUGCUAUUCAAGAAAAGCUUCUCCAACACAAAUUGGAAAAUUCUGGAGCUUCUUCAUCUGAAGUGACUACAGAAAACAAUGUUCAAGAAACAACUAUUACUCCUGAAAACAUUGAGCCAACAGACCAAGAUGUAGAUUCUACUCCAAAGAAAGAAGAGGAAUACAUGGUUCAAUUGGAUGAAAAUUCUAUUGAUCCUGAAGUUUUUCAGAAAAAUCUCGAAACUGUAUUGUACAACCUUAUUUUACAAUACAAACGUGAGUUGGGAACAGCACAAACAAACGUUUUUAACACUUCAAAAUAUAGUGUUGGACCAUGUAAUCCUCUCACAGUACCUGUAGAUAAGGCAGCAGAACUGAGAAAAAGGCUGCAAGAAGCAAAUGGUGAAGAUAUUGAACAAGAACCUGUUAAUGAGCCGUCUGGAGAAAAGGAACAAACUGGUAUUAAAUGGUUUGCGUUUUGGAGAAAGAAAAAGACCAGCCAGAAAGAUGACUCCUCAAAAAAGAAACAAACUCCAUCACAGUAUGGCCUUCAUAGUAGAAAAACUCAAAGUGAAAUUUUAGCUGAAGUGACUCGUGUUUUUAAAGUUUUGCAUAUUCAAUUUGAGAAAGCUUCAGAAUCAACUGUAAGAUUUGGAUGUACAUUCCCUGUAAUUAAGCAAGGUGAGCAAGGUGACACAGUAAUUGGAGAAAAGCAAGUCAUCAUGGACAUGACAAUGAGCGCAUUGGAAAAUGAUGGAUUUGUUUUGAACUUUACUUUGGUUUCAGGAAAAACCUCUGAUGCUCGUAUUUUGUUUGACGCUUUGCAAGAUGAAGCAGAGCUUUAA